AUGGUAGAUUUCACAGUAUAAUUUUGAUAUUCAGACAGUCUAGGAUGAUUGAUUUUUAUGAUUCACUUUUUGAAGUACACAUAACUCUCGGAUUUAAAUCCGAAGUUUCCGCAUUUAUUUCUAUUUCAAUCGAUGAUGAUGAGAAUUUUAUUAAAAUUUUAGUUUAUCACAGAAAAUUUUCCAAAGAAGGAAAUUACUGGAUAUUAAUGAUUUACUAUAGGCUAGAACCUAUCGGAUAGAUUUCGUAUUCGAAUCCAAUCGAGUCUAGAUCUAAAAAUUUCGUACGUGACGGACUCUAUUAUAGACUAAGUUUAUCUUUGAUAUUAUGAAUUCAGAUAAACAAUAUUGUUCAUUCUUUAUUCUCUAUGAAUAGGAUGCCAGCAUUUAAUUCAAGUAUACUUUAUGUAAUCUUCUUUGUGGCUUAUCUAUUAGUCAAUCUGUAUUUAUUCAUGAACUUACUUUUAGCCGUUAUUUUUUCCAAUUACAAACAACAUUUACAGGCAAAAAUAAUAUUUUUCUUUUUUGUUUGAAUUUUCAAACUAUAAAAUUUCAUGUCUAUGAAUAUUUUAUUUAUCUAGGAAGAACAACAAUUAAUUCAUAAACGCCAAUUAGAUACUCUUAUGAUUAUAUUUGAACGUUUAACAAGGCAUAGUUCAACUCGUCGUAUAUCAUAUGAAACAUAUGUACGUUUAAUGCGUGCAAUUGAACCUGAUAUAACAGAAAAUAUAAUUGAUGCUUAUUGGAAAACAUUAAAUGUAACUAAUCAAGAAGAUGGAUUAAAUGUACAACAAUUAAAUGAACUUUUGUUAAAUCUUAAUUUUGAAUUAAGACAACGAAGUACUGAUCAAACAACACUUCAAAAAAAAUGUCCAUCACUUUAUAAUUCUAAACCAAGUCGAAUUAUUAUUGAUUUUGUUAAUACAGAUCUUUUUCGAGCUAUAAUUAAUUUAUUAAUUGUUGGUAAUGCUAUAUGUUUAGCAGCAAGUUAUAAUCAAUUAGAAUGGCUUUUCUUAUCUCUAUUUAUUGUUGAAGCUUUAUUAAAAAUGUAUGCAAUUGGUGUAAAAGAAUAUUUUCAUCAUCGAUGGAAUAUAUUUGAUUUUACAAUUGUUUUUGUAUCAACAACUUAUAGUCUUCUAACAGCUAUUAUUAAAACUUGUAAAUCGAAACA
Rotaria sp. Silwood2 is the source of this 1168-nucleotide messenger RNA. NCBI's taxonomy places the organism in Eukaryota, Metazoa, Rotifera, Eurotatoria, Philodinida, Philodinidae. The record is from the annotation of a GenBank genome assembly.